CCCGUGCCGAGCUGCUGGAGAGCCUCCUGUCAGGUAAACCGCAGGCAGUCGGGCUGUCCCAAGGGCCAGGUGGCUCUGCUUCCAAACUUCUGCCUUCCCCCAGGUUGCUAGGAGCAAAAGCUUCAUCUUGGGGGAGUAGAGUGCGUGACGACCCUCCCCGCUUCAGGGCCUUACUUUUAUUCCCGGAGGUGAGGGAAGGCAGUAUCUGCCCUGGGCACGCCAUCCACUCCCCGGAUGUUUUCUGUGCAAUCGUCGAGUCUCCUUCCUUCCACUGAUACCCCGAGUUCUCUUUUUUGGUCUCUAGCAAAAUCCACUUCCUGUUGUGGGCCAACACCCCCCCAAGGGGAUAGUGGGUAAAUGCCCAGGUCCCUGGGGAGCAGGAGCAGAAGAGGAACAGAUUGGGGCCGUAUGCCUCUAUCCAAGAGGGACCAGGAAUGGGGCCCAGGUCCUCAGACAUCACUUGGCUGAAAAACAUCAUCAUCUCAGCCCCACCACUCCCUGCCCGCAGAGGACGAGAACACAGGCUUCUGAGCACCCCAUCUAGUAGUAUCAGAGAGAUGAUCACAGGGAGGACUGGUGCCCUGGAUUAAGGCUCAAACACCCCCAAAGAAAGGGGAAGUCGCUGACUUGAGGGAGGCACCCAAUUUCCGUUAUGUGGUUCCGGGAGGAGGAUGGAUGGACCAGAGGGGGACUGCUGACUUGGCACAAUCCCCGCCACCCCCGUCUAAUUCUGGGCCACAGGAAAUGGAGAGAACAUCUGCUGUCGCUGGCCCCCUCGAUGGGCACCUCUGGGCACCCCCACAGUCUGCCUCCUUGGCCAGCCUCGGUGUACAAGUGCUGCUGCUCCCCAGCCUCGGCUCCCAAGGGCAGGUGGCCCUGCGGACACUCGGAGGCCAUUACCCCACAACCACCGUUGGUGGCUUUCAUCCUAAUAGGAGGAAGCCCUGGGACAAAGAGGAAAACUAGAAGCAAAGACGGGGGGACUGGAAGGGUCUUCAAGAAGUCGAGCCCCAACUGCAAGCUCACUGUGUACUUGGGGAAGCGGGACUUUGUAGACCACCUGGACAAAGUGGACCCUGUAGAUGGCGUGGUGCUCGUGGACCCUGACUACUUGAAGGAUCGCAAAGUGUUUGUGACCCUCACCUGCGCCUUCCGCUAUGGCCGCGAGGACCUGGACGUGCUGGGCUUGUCCUUCCGCAAAGACCUAUUCAUCGCCAACUACCAGGCCUUCCCACCAGCGCCCAACCCCCCGCGGCCCCCAACCCGCCUGCAGGACCGGCUGCUCAGGAAGCUGGGCCCGCAUGCCCACCCCUUCUUCUUCACAAUCCCACAGAACCUUCCCUGCUCCGUCACUCUGCAGCCAGGCCCUGAGGACACGGGGAAGGCCUGCGGGGUAGACUUUGAGAUUCGAGCCUUCUGUGCCAAAUCACUAGAAGAGAAAAGCCACAAAAGGAACUCUGUGCGUCUGGUGAUCCGAAAGGUGCAGUUUGCCCCAGAGAAACCUGGCCCCCAGCCUUCAGCAGAAACCACACGCCACUUCCUCAUGUCCGACCGGUCCCUGCACCUUGAGGCCUCCCUGGACAAGGAGCUCUACUACCACGGGGAGCCCCUCAAUGUCAACGUCCACGUCACCAACAACUCCACCAAGACCAUCAAGAAGAUCAAAGUCUCUGUGAGACAGUAUGCCGACAUCUGCCUCUUCAGCACUGCCCAGUACAAGUGCCCUGUGGCUCAGAUCGAACAAGAUGACCAGGUGUCCCCCAGUUCCACGUUCUGCAAGGUGUAUACUGUCACCCCGCUGCUCAGCGACAACCGGGAGAAGCGGGGUCUGGCCCUGGAUGGGAAGCUCAAGCACGAGGACACCAACCUGGCUUCCAGCACCAUCGUGAAGGAGGGCGCCAACAAGGAGGUGCUGGGCAUCCUGGUGUCCUACAGGGUCAAGGUGAAGCUGGUGGUGUCUCGUGGCGGGGACGUCUCUGUGGAGCUGCCUUUCGUCCUCAUGCACCCCAAGCCCCACGACCACAUCACCCUCCCCAGGCCCCAGACAGCUGCUCCGGACACAGGUGUACCUGUGGACACCAACCUCAUUGAAUUUGAUACCAAUUACGCCACGGACGACGACAUCGUGUUCGAGGAUUUCGCCCGGCUCCGGCUAAAAGGGAUGAAGGAGGAGGAUUAUGAGGACCAGCUCUGCUAGGAGAGGGGUGGGU
Molecule: messenger RNA, 2210 nt
Organism: Lontra canadensis (Northern American river otter)
Lineage: Eukaryota; Metazoa; Chordata; Mammalia; Carnivora; Mustelidae
Gene: ARRB2
Product: arrestin beta 2
Exons: 15
Coding region: 653-2197 (514 amino acids)
Biological process (GO): signal transduction; positive regulation of ERK1 and ERK2 cascade; G protein-coupled receptor internalization
Cellular component (GO): cytoplasm
Molecular function (GO): angiotensin receptor binding
Source: RefSeq, a predicted model, not a curated record